AUGAUUUACACUGCCGUUCAAAAAGUGACAUUAUAUACUGAAUUCCUCCCGAUGAAAUCCAGAGGGAUAUCCAUAAUCCUUUUAGGGGUGUUCUGGGCCUUGGGUGCUGUAUUUGAAGUGUUACUGGCUAUGGUGGUCAUGCCCACAUUAGGCUGGAAAUGGCUGCUAGCUUUCUCCACCCUUCCUUUAGUUGUCUUUGCUGCCUCCUGCUGUUGGUUACCUGAGAGUGCUAGAUUUGAUGUACUGAGAGGCAGAGAAGACAAGGCCCUGGACACUUUGAAAUGUAUAGCAGCAGCUAAUGGGAGCUCUGUGCCUGCUGGAAGACUUAUAGCCAACACACAGACUGAUCGUGGGAGGAUUAGAGAUCUUUUUAUUCCAGAAUACCGAAAAACAACACUCUUAGUGUGGUUUAUCUGGUUUUGUAAUGCUUUUUCAUAUUAUGGUAUUGUGCUGCUGACCACUGAGCUGUUCCAAGCAGGAUCUGCGUGUAGUGCCACCGACAACUCAAAUAUGGAACCUCGGUGCAGUUUGGAGUGCAAUUAUCUGACUUUUCAUGAUUAUGUGGACCUUUUGUGGACCACCUUAGCAGAAUUUCCAGGUAUUCUGGUGACCCUGUGGAUGAUUGAUCGAAUUGGCAGGAGAAAAAGCAUGGCAGUUUGUUUUUUAUUGUUCUCUGUGUCGAUUUUGCCACUGUAUGCCUGCACACAAAGGACACUUCUCACAGUCUUUAUUUUCAUUGCUCGAGCCUGUAUAACAGGGGGCUGGCAGGUUGCAUAUGUUUAUACACCUGAGGUUUUCCCCACAGCAACCAGAGCUAUUGGUAUUGGUACAGGCAGUGGGAUGGCUCGUGUUGGAGCUCUCAUCACACCAUUUAUUGCUCAGGUCCUUCUGAAGUCAUCCGUUUACCUGACUCUGUCUGUGUAUUUAAUAUGUUGCUUGCUGGGCACAGUGGCAUCCUGGUUUUUGCCCAUGGAAACAACAGGGCGGAGCCUUCAGGAAUCAAUGCAAAGCACCAUGGAACAAAAAAACUUGGAAAGGCCGCAUGGCUCUGAAACAACCGAGUCUUCCAGCAAUACAUGUCCUUAACAGCAUAUGGAAAACUGAAUCUGUGAAAUCUCAGGAUUAAUAGUGGAAAAGGCC
Sinocyclocheilus grahami is the source of this 1140-nucleotide messenger RNA. Its product is annotated as synaptic vesicle 2-related protein-like. Gene Ontology annotation, biological process: transmembrane transport. The transcript is spliced from 11 exons. The record is from RefSeq and is a predicted model, not a curated record. Lineage: Eukaryota; Metazoa; Chordata; Actinopteri; Cypriniformes; Cyprinidae. Gene Ontology annotation, cellular component: membrane. Gene Ontology annotation, molecular function: transmembrane transporter activity. The coding region runs from base 1 to 1086 and encodes 361 amino acids.